GUAAUCGUAAAAAAUUGACGAAUCAUAGGCUACGGUCCAUUUGUGGACCGACAUCAUUGUGGACCGAGACAUAGAUAUUUAAUCUUUAAGCCGUAAUUCUUAAAGCUUAAAUAACCUAUUGUGGAUUGACACUAAACCAACCCUAACCCUUAAUCUGGAAAGUUAAUAUUAAUGCUUUAUGUCUUGCUUCGCAAAACAAAGCGACGCAUUUUUUUACUCAAAUCUUUGUUUUUAUGCAAAAACACAUCGAUUAGUAUAUUUUUAUCGAAAUCCAAAAUAAGCGAGUUAAAAUAAACAUUUUUUUCUAUCUAGAAUAAAACUCUUGUUUGCAGAACAGAAAUACAGAAUCAUGCAGCAUCAAUACCUUUCGCAGCAGAAACGUUUAAUGGAAGCUUUCCGCACAGAUUGUCAAGCGCUUAUAACACGUUUCGAAUUAUCUUAUAAUACUCACUUUCAAAAUUUCUGUGAGAUCUGGAAGGAUAUGCAAUUUGGCUUGGUUUUUGCCUAUCAUCCUUCCGAAGCAGCUUUAACUGUGUUUUGCGAAGAAGCUCUUUGUAUAACAAAGCAAUUUUUAGUGAAUGCAUCCAGUUUAAAGGAACGUAUUGGAGCUUUAUAUCUUACAUAUGGAAUAUAUUAUAAAAUGCCAAUAAGGCAACUGAAGAUUAGAAUGACUCUGUCAGAUUGGAAUCGUUUGAUGGAAUUGCAUAAUCAAAUCAAAGAGGAAGAAUAUCUUGACGCUAAUUACAUUUUAUGCAAACUGAUCGUCGAUCGUGCAUUUAUUCAUUGCAUUAGUGAUAGAGAGUAUGGUAUUGAGAGGCACUUUUAUAAAAAAUUAGAACAGCCUAAGUUGGAUGUCAAUUUAAUGCCAGAAAUCAAGGAACUAGCAGCACCAGGAAAACUUUUGUCAACUAUCAGCAAAUUAAGCAAAAUUUAUGAAGAAAAAAAGCGUGCUUUAUAUGAUGCAGAAGAAGAUACUAGUCUGCAAUUUUAUGACGCUAGUACAGCAGAUAAUAUUAUUGAUGAUAUUCGCACGAUACAGUCAGAAAGUAGAAUAUUUGUCAAAUCCAAUGAGACAAGUGCCAGCUGUAGUAAAGCGUCAUCGGCGUUGAGCGAAAUCCAGAAAAAUCAUAAGCGCAAUGUCCGUUUUCGCAAGAAUCAGAUCUUGGCCAAGAUAGGACGAGCAUUUGAGAAAGGAUUAGAAUCUGAAGAUGAGUCAGAGACAGAUCCCCUAGAUGAGAUGUGAAAAAUAUUCUGUAUGUAUGAGUGUGUAUGUAUGUAUGAGUGUGUAUGUAUGUAUGUAAUUCAAUAAUUGAUUCAAGUAUGGAUAAAUAUUAAUUUAGAUAUAAAUAAAAAAAGAAACAUUACAAAUCUUUUUUUAAUCUUAGUUUAAAUUUAUAAAUAAAACUGCACUGUGGAAUUGCAAAGA
Messenger RNA from Pogonomyrmex barbatus (red harvester ant), 1426 nucleotides. It is a transcript of the gene Pbp45, whose product is annotated as proximal sequence element A Pbp45. Gene Ontology annotation, biological process: snRNA transcription by RNA polymerase II; snRNA transcription by RNA polymerase III. Gene Ontology annotation, molecular function: sequence-specific DNA binding. The record is from RefSeq and is a predicted model, not a curated record. Gene Ontology annotation, cellular component: snRNA-activating protein complex. Lineage: Eukaryota; Metazoa; Arthropoda; Insecta; Hymenoptera; Formicidae.